CUCUUCCUUGUACCUUAGCAACAACACUCGACUUUGCGUUGCUUUUCAACACUCUGUCUGGGUUUUGACAACAAAGAGCGGAAGAGAAAUAGCGGACUCAACUUCUACGGAUCACGCGUGGCGUAAGUAUGAGUGCUUCCAGGUUCAUAAAAUGCGUCACGGUCGGUGACGGUGCCGUCGGCAAGACUUGUCUGCUCAUUUCCUACACUAGCAAUACUUUCCCUACCGAUUAUGUGCCAACUGUCUUUGACAACUUUAGUGCUAAUGUGGUUGUGGAUGGGAACACUGUUAAUCUGGGAUUGUGGGAUACUGCUGGACAGGAAGAUUACAAUAGAUUAAGACCAUUGAGCUAUCGUGGAGCAGAUGUCUUCUUGCUGGCAUUUUCUCUCAUUAGCAAAGCUAGCUAUGAAAAUGUUGCUAAGAAAUGGAUUCCAGAAUUGAGACAUUAUGCACCCGGUGUUCCAAUUAUUCUUGUUGGGACUAAGCUUGAUCUUCGAGAAGAUAAGCAGUUCUUCAUAGAUCACCCUGGUGCGGUGCCCAUUACCACAGCACAGGGUGAGGAAUUGAGAAAGCUAAUUGGAGCGCCUUUUUACAUUGAGUGUAGUUCAAAAACACAACAGAAUGUGAAAGCGGUCUUUGAUGCGGCCAUCAAAGUAGUUCUCCAGCCUCCAAAGAAGAAGAAGAAAAAGAAGAGAAAGGCACAAAAAGCUUGCUCAAUAUUGUGAUCAUGCAAAGAAGUGAUAUUGGUGCCAGAUACCAUGAACAAUUAGCCAUUUAAUCUGUUAGUCUCUCACCAUAUCUAUUAUCUCUUCUCUCUGAGAAAAUAGCUCCUUUCGGUAUGUUAUCUGAACUGACAGAACUAGGGAACUUUCUACAAGCAUCAAAAUGUGUCUUUUUUUUUUCUUUCUCUUGGAUUGUAUUCUGAAUUUGUAUAUCAAGGGUCUUUCAUGUAUUUGUCAACAAGCACAUUAUCCCCUUCAGUUUCUUUGGGUUUAGAUAUGCUUUGAUCCAUUGGCUACAUUUGCAGAGAACAACCUAUUGUUUUCUCUUGUAUCUUGUGAUGUAAUAUGAUCUUAGUACAUUUAAAGGAACUUGCUAAUAUAUGUGUGGUUUUGCAUUGCCA
This is a messenger RNA of Gossypium arboreum, 1123 nucleotides long. Its product is annotated as rac-like GTP-binding protein ARAC3. Lineage: Eukaryota; Viridiplantae; Streptophyta; Magnoliopsida; Malvales; Malvaceae. Gene Ontology annotation, molecular function: GTPase activity; GTP binding; protein kinase binding. The coding region runs from base 129 to 725 and encodes 198 amino acids. Gene Ontology annotation, cellular component: cytoplasmic vesicle; cell projection; cytoskeleton. The record is from RefSeq and is a predicted model, not a curated record. The transcript is spliced from 7 exons. Gene Ontology annotation, biological process: cortical cytoskeleton organization; establishment or maintenance of cell polarity; regulation of actin cytoskeleton organization.